Messenger RNA from Canis lupus familiaris (dog), 4010 nucleotides. RefSeq names its product solute carrier family 34 member 2 (gene SLC34A2). Gene Ontology annotation, cellular component: vesicle; apical plasma membrane; brush border. Gene Ontology annotation, biological process: sodium-dependent phosphate transport; intracellular phosphate ion homeostasis. NCBI's taxonomy places the organism in Eukaryota, Metazoa, Chordata, Mammalia, Carnivora, Canidae. Gene Ontology annotation, molecular function: sodium:phosphate symporter activity. The transcript is spliced from 13 exons. The coding region runs from base 3 to 2168 and encodes 721 amino acids. The record is from RefSeq and is a predicted model, not a curated record.
GCAUGUGGGACCCAGACUCAACCGAGAGCAGAAGAGAGAUUCGAGCCUCCAGGACGGUGUUCAGACACGAGUUCAGAGCAACCAUGGCUCCUUGGCCUGAGCUGGAAAAUGCCCAGCCCAACCCCGAUAAGUACACGGAGGGGUCCCCCGGUCUGCAGUCCACCACCCCCGUGAAUGGCAAGGAGACCGCCAAGAGUGACACUGGGACCCCAGUGACCAAGAUCGAACUUCAGCCGUCCUAUUCCACUGUGGCACUGAUAGAGGAGCCCACGGGAGUGGAAGACCCCUGGGACCUGCCCGAGCUUCGGGACACGGGGAUCAAGUGGUCAGAGAGAGACACCAAAGGGAAGAUUCUCUGCGUCUUCCAAGGCAUUGGGAAAUUUAUUUUGCUUCUGGGUUUUCUCUACUUCUUCGUGUGCUCCUUGGAUGUCCUCAGCAGUGCCUUCCAGCUGGUUGGAGGAAAGGUGGCCGGACAGUUCUUCAGCAACAACUCGAUCAUGUCCAACCCGGUGGCGGGGCUGGUGAUUGGAGUGCUGGUGACGGUCCUGGUGCAGAGCUCCAGCACCUCGUCGAGCAUCAUCGUCAGCAUGGUGGCCUCCUCACUGCUGACUGUGCGAGCCGCCAUCCCCAUCAUCAUGGGUGCCAACAUCGGGACAUCAAUCACCAACACCAUCGUGGCGCUCAUGCAGGCGGGAGACCGCAAUGAGUUCAGAAGGGCUUUCGCUGGAGCUACUGUCCAUGACUUCUUCAACUGGCUGUCCGUGUUGGUGCUCUUGCCCCUGGAGGCGGCCACCCAUUACCUGGAGGUCCUCACCAACCUGGUGGUGGAGACCUUCAACUUCAAGAACGGAGAAGAUGCCCCCGCCCUUCUGAAAGUUAUCACCGAUCCCUUCACGAAGCUCAUAGUCCAGCUGGAUAAGAAAGUCAUCAAUGAAAUUGCAAUGAAUGAUGAAGCAGCCAAAAACAAGAGUCUGAUCAAGAUUUGGUGCAAGACUUUUACCAACGUGACUCAAAUGAAUGUCACCGUUCCUUCGUCUGAGAACUGCACCUCCCCUAGUCUCUGUUGGUCGGACGGUACCUACACCUGGACUCUCAAGAAUGUGACCUAUACGGAGAACAUUGCCAAGUGCCAGCACAUCUUUGCAAAUUCCACCCUUCCGGACCUUGCGGUUGGCAUCAUCCUGCUGUUGGCCUCCCUGCUGGUCCUCUGUGGCUGCCUUAUCACAAUCGUCAAGCUCCUAGGCUCCGUGCUCCGGGGACAAGUAGCUGUGGUCAUCAAGAAGACAAUCAACACAGACUUUCCCUUUCCCUUUGCCUGGGUGACUGGCUACCUGGCCAUCCUUGUGGGGGCAGGCAUGACCUUCAUUGUGCAGAGCAGCUCCGUGUUCACAUCUGCUAUGACCCCACUGAUCGGUAUUGGUGUGAUCACCAUCGAGAGAGCAUAUCCACUCACACUGGGCUCCAACAUCGGCACCACCACCACCGCCAUCCUGGCCGCCUUGGCCAGCCCAGGCAAUACUCUGAGGAGCUCCCUGCAGAUUGCGCUGUGCCACUUCUUCUUCAACAUCUCGGGCAUCCUGCUGUGGUACCCCAUCCCGUUCACCCGCCUGCCCAUCCGCCUGGCCAAGGGCCUGGGCAUGCUCUCGGCCGAAUACCGCUGGUUCGCCGUCUUCUACCUCGUCUUCGUUUUCUUCCUGACCCCGAUGGCCGUGUUCGGCUUGUCGCUGGCCGGCUGGCCGGUGCUGGUGGGCGUGGGUGCGCCCGUGGUCGCGGUGGCUCUGCUGCUGGGGCUGCUGGGCGUCCUGCAGUCCCGCUGCCCUCGCAUCCUGCCCCGGAAGCUGCGGGACUGGGGCUUCCUGCCCCUGUGGCUGCGCUCCCUCAAGCCCUGGGACGACCUCAUCUCCCUGCUGGCCGGCUGCUGCCAGAACCGCUGCUGCCUGUGCUGCCGCCUGUGCUGCCGCACCUGCUGCCUGCUGUGUGGCUGUCCCCCGUGCUGCCGCUGCAGCGGGUGCUGCCGCAGCCAAGACGACGACGAGGGGGCGCCGCCUGGCAAGGGCCCCGAGGCCUUUGACAACGUGGCCCUGAGCGUGGAGGCCCAGGAGGGGUCCCCUCAGCCUCCAGUGGACGACCCGGACUCCAAGGUCAUGUCAGGCAGCACGGCCUUGUAGGGCACCCCCCCACCCCGCGGCGGGAGGGAGCAGGGCCCCGAAUCCCACCUCUGCCUGGUAGAGAUCCUUCCCUCCUGAGAAAGGGUCAACCGCUCACCCAUCACCCUGGGCCUGCGCCGUGGCGUCAGCUCAGCCUGGGCUCCAGCCUUCCUGUGGCAGGAGCGGGCACAGGGACCCUGAGAGAGAGCACAAGACACCGUGGCUACAGGUGAUCCCGCCGCCCACCCCUGCCACAGUGGGGUUGCUCCACAGGACCCAUUUGCUAGACCCCAAUCAUCUUCCAGAGAAAUGCCCCGAGGGGAUGGAUUUAUGGAAGGUUCUCUAAGAUGCCCACAUUAAGUGUGUGUGUUAGGGGUCUAGAGCUCAGGCACCUUUUCCCAAAGACUUGCUUCCUCCAAGAGCACAGUCCUUGCCCCAGACCAGACCCAUUCCAGAGAAAGAGUGUGAUUGUUUGGAGACUUGGUGAGGACUACUGGGGUGGGCCUUGCCCUCUUCCCAGAUCUCCCCAAACCCCUGUUCGGUGUCCUCACCCCGGCAGGUGUGGCUCAUCAAAGCGUCCCUGCUGUGCCCAAGUUUUCAGGGUGGGAGCCACAUCUGAGCUACCAAGAGAGGUUCAGAGGGCACUUCGGCUCACCUCUGGGGUCUGUUUUAUCAGACCUGUUCCCGAGCAGGGCCCAUGGCGGGUGAGAGCUGGGCAUGGGGAGCAGUGGGAGGGGGAGAUGGUUUAUCUGCUGAAGGGGCCGAGGGCUCUUCAUUUGGCUACUUUAGAAGCCAGUGGACCGCUGUGUCUAGAGCCCAGUGCUGCUCUCUCGUCAGAUAAAAUCAUCCUUGUUGGGUCUUUUAGAAUAAGAUAAGCAGCCCCUGUGGGUCCCCUCAACUGCUGCCACUUUGAACCCCAGGAAAGAUGUGAGCAUGGAGGAAUUGUACCUUGUCUCCGCCUCCUCACUCUGCAAGAUCAAUGUCCGGGUUGGCUUUUUUGAUGGACAGCUUGCAUUCAUCCAGCCAAGCCAGAAACCCUUUCCAAACAUUCUCGCACAUUCCCAUAGGAUUUCCUGCCCUUCUCUCCAUGCCUGCGGAGAUCCAAACUUUCCUCCAAGGGCAGAACCCAGGGCAUGACCGAACGGCCCAUAGGAUGGUGGUCACCAGGUAGCAGGAGGGGUCCGUGUGUGGCCGUGGGUCCAAGGACUGUGCUCCUUCUUGCCUCAGAUACCUUCUCUGUGCCUUCUCCAGCUGCCUGUAGUAUUUGCACCUCCUCCCUCCACUACUCCCGCACCCUGAACAAUCCCAGUCUGCCCCGGAGAGGGAGGGGGCUUCAACUGAGUUUGGGGGGGUCGGGAGGGGGUUCAGUGCAGCCGCACUCCAAGGCCCUGCUCUCCCCCAUCCUGGCUUAUCCUUCAUCUUAGCAGGUUGGGAUACCAAACUGAGCCCUCCGCUGACCCUUACCCCGUGUAGAUACCAAUUCCCCAACAGAGCCAUUUAUACUCUAUUUAUAGCCGCACGUCUGUACAGCAUUUUUCAUAAGUUAUAUGGUAAAUAGGAGUGUGAUUUGUGUUUUAUAGUGCUCUCAUUUGGAAAUGAGGCCGGGUUCUACUAUGAAAUAUAAAGAAAGCAUCUUUGUAUAUUUUGUAAUACCGCCCUUUAAAUGUGCCUCUAGCCGCACCCAUGCCACACACCCUGUAAAUAUGUAAGUUAAGCCUGGGCAGGGCUGUGGCCCUCUUUGCACACUGAUUGUUUUUUAAAAAAAUUGGAUCCUUCUAACUGCGUUGAUUGUAUUUUUUUUUUUUUUUUUUUUUUUACUGGUUGUGGGAAGGGAGAAAUAAAAAAAGGCAAUCAAACCUCAAA